AUGGCUGACGCUCUGCUCUCUCAGUUAGUUCUAGAACGAAAAAUCGACAUCGUCAUCAGAAGCGAGCAAUACAAGAAAAUUUGUAACACAGGAUGGUAUGAGGACUACACUGGAACCGAAGCUAUCUGGGAGCUAUCAAAAGGAACACUUAAUGCUGUAAGUAAUGGAAGCGGGGAAGGUUUUGUAUGGGUAAGGACAAAUGACUACACUGUUAUAAGCUGCUAUCUAACACCCAAUGACACUAUUGGUGAAUUUGAAAACAAACUCCAUAAUAUAGAAGAGAAGGCUAGAGAAAUCGGAGGCUCCCUAAUUAUUGCAGGGGACUUCAACUCUAAAGCAAUCGAAUGGGAUUCCACGACGACAAACUCACGCGAUCGACGCGUACUUGAUAUGGUGUCUAGAUUGAGGCUUGCAGUAGCAAACUCAAGUUUCGCUACAACAUUCAGAAGACCCGGAUGUGAAGCCACAACUCCAGAUAUAACACUUGUGUCGGAUACGUUUUCAGGGGCACUCAGAGACUGGAAAGUGCUGGAAGAUUAUACCGGCUGCGAUCGCCAGUAUGUUGAAUUCAGGAUUACACUGCGGGAGAGUGCUGCAACAGAUUAUCAACCUAGCAGGAUGCGAAAAUGGAGGGUAGACCAUUUAGAUGUACCAACUCUACUUGCUGCUAUAGACAGCAGGGUUGCAGAAAGGGAUCCCAUACUAAACUCAUUCUACAAGCUUGUAAUGUUUCCAUGUCAAAAGCGGGAAGAUCAACCCGAAAGAAAGCCGCAUACUGGUGGACCGAGCAAAUCGCAGAAAUGCGGACCAUCUGUUUGA
Messenger RNA from Teleopsis dalmanni, 819 nucleotides. RefSeq lists its product as uncharacterized. The coding region runs from base 1 to 819 and encodes 272 amino acids. The record is from RefSeq and is a predicted model, not a curated record. NCBI's taxonomy places the organism in Eukaryota, Metazoa, Arthropoda, Insecta, Diptera, Diopsidae. Gene Ontology annotation, molecular function: catalytic activity. The transcript has a single exon.